Trichobilharzia regenti is the source of this 452-nucleotide messenger RNA. The record is from the annotation of a GenBank genome assembly. Lineage: Eukaryota; Metazoa; Platyhelminthes; Trematoda; Strigeidida; Schistosomatidae.
CAAACAUCUGUCUUGUGAUAUAUAUAAAUAUAUACAAAGAGAGAGAGUGGUUUAGCCUAAAUUCUCCAUUAACUCAUAGGAACUACCUAUCUUCAUUAUAAAUGUUUGCAGCAGAUUUCCUUGACUACUUGAAUAAAUUUCAACUAGACGCUACAACUGCUUCUCCAGAGGAUUUUUCAGAUAAACUUCACUUAUUCACUUCAUUAUUAUUUUUGAUAAGUGCAAUUGCAAUCACACUGAAACAAUAUGUAUUCAAUAGUAUCUCAUGUUAUAUACCAGUACAUCCAACUGGACAAGAUUUCAAUGCUUUUCUAGCUGAUUAUUGUUGGGUGCAUGGAACUAUUCCAUUGCGUCCAAAUGAACCUAUGCCAAAAACAUCUGCUGAAUGGGAAAAAUAUGAUAAACAAAGAAGAAUAUUCAAUGUCUUUACUACUAAAUUAUUUCAAGCAUGA